This is a messenger RNA of Sparassis crispa, 687 nucleotides long. RefSeq lists its product as hypothetical. NCBI's taxonomy places the organism in Eukaryota, Fungi, Basidiomycota, Agaricomycetes, Polyporales, Sparassidaceae. The record is from RefSeq and is a predicted model, not a curated record. The transcript has 2 exons. Bases 1 to 687 code for a protein of 228 amino acids.
AUGGAAACUUUCCACAUACUGCACCUAGCUGCAAGUUGGCCGUCUGACACACCCUCCGUACAUAUCGCAUCUGCCCCGCUCAGCACCCUGUCGGUCUCACCCGCCGUUUCAUCUUCCCAUCUACCAUCUGCUCAGAUGCAGCCAGCUGGCGCAUUGCCCUCUGCACGCAAUGGUAAGCCUCUUGUACCGGGACCGCGCAUAAGAGCCGCUGCUGCGCAGAUGGUGUUCGCCUCUCGCACGUCGCAGGGUUUCAUCACCCCACAGCAGGUCAGAGACGUCGAGGCGUGGGCGGGUCGGGCGGUGUUGGAGGCACUGACAGGCUUUGUGAUUGACCCAGAUAGAUUACACGAUGAGGAGGGGAGUGUAUGGGAACUGAACUACGCUAGCGCGAGAAUGACGUCGUACAAAUUGAAUUUUAGAAAAACAAACAAGACGCUUCUGAACUCGCUUCUGGGAUCUAGCAAGCUCCCUACGUCACUGUAUCACAGGUCUCGUGCGAUCCACUUUACUUGGCACUGCUUUGACGAGCUGCAUCCAGCCUUCGCACAACUUGUGUCAAUUUCGCGCUCUUCAGGUGGUUGGCUAUGGAGCAACGCAGCAAUCCCCUCUUGGAACGCCAGCUUUCUCCCUCCCUCUCAGCCUCGAACAUUCCCAGUACCGGAUCUCUACUCACUUGUUACGUGGUGA